This is a messenger RNA of Melospiza georgiana, 2590 nucleotides long. RefSeq names its product UBX domain protein 11 (gene UBXN11). Gene Ontology annotation, biological process: proteasome-mediated ubiquitin-dependent protein catabolic process. The record is from RefSeq and is a predicted model, not a curated record. The transcript has 12 exons. The coding region runs from base 10 to 1254 and encodes 414 amino acids. NCBI's taxonomy places the organism in Eukaryota, Metazoa, Chordata, Aves, Passeriformes, Passerellidae. Gene Ontology annotation, molecular function: ubiquitin binding.
GUAAACAAGAUGGCGGCGGGGGGUGCAGCUCACGCUGACGUGGAGCUCGUGUCCUCUCUGGCAGAAAAAAUCUCCCUGUUGGAACAAAAAGUAGAGAAACAGGCACAAGAAAUCCAGCUGAAGGACAGGAGGAUCGCUGAGCUCGAGGAGAAGAUAAGGAAUCUUCAGGAAGAGGAAGAGGAAGGUGCUCCCGACCCGGCCAGCGCGGAGGAACUGGAGCUGAGGUGCCUUGAGCUGCAGAGCCAGGUCUGGGAGAUGGAGCGGUUCCUGAGCGAUUACGGCCUGGUGUGGGUCGGAGAGGAGCCGGGAGCGGCCCGGGACGGAGCGGAGCUGCCCGCAGGGAGCCUCUGCAGGCCGGGUGAGGCCACUCUUUGCCAGCAGCAGCAGGUUGAUUUUGAUUUGAUCCUGGAGCACAUCAGGGACCUGAACUCGCUGGUGGGCGAGGGCAGCGCGCAGGUGGAGCAGACGGCGCGGGGGGCUCGGCUGCGGCGGGCAGAGCCCCUGCCCCUGACCCUGUACCGGGAUGGCAUCACCGUGGGGCAGCACGGAGCCUUCCGGCCCUACCAGCACCCCAGCACGCAGCAAUGCCUGCAGGACAUCCUGGACGGUUAUUUCCCCUCGGAGCUGCAGCCACGCUACCCCGACGGGGUCCCCUUGCAGGUCACUGACAGGAGGGAUGUGGUGUUCCAGAAGCCAGACCUCGCAGGGAGCUUUCCUGGCCUUGGCCACGUGGUGGGGACUGCAGAAUCCAACAGAACGCAGGAAACAUCCAAGAUCCCAGGUCCCAAAUGCUCCCGGGAGCAGGAUCCCAACGAGGUUUCCCAGCCCCUGAAGCACAGAGGGAGCGUGGGCAGCGCCCAAGGAGCAGCUCCACAGGGCUCUGAUGGGCGGCAGAGCAGCGAGGAAAUCCUGCUGGAAACACCUGGGCUGGCUGCCCUGGACAGGGACAGGGUGAGGGCAGCAGAGCAGGCUGGAGCCCCCGAGCUCUGCAGGCUGCGCGUCAGGUCCGAGAGCGGGGAGCAGACGUACGAGCUGAGGAUGCUGCUCACGGACACCAUUGGGGACCUGCGCCAGCUGCUCGCCCACCUCAGGGGUGGGAACUCGGACUAUGAGAUCCUGAGCACCUUUCCCCAGCGGGUGUACACGGACAGCUCCAGGAGCCUGCAGGAGUGCGGGCUGGUGCCCCGGGCCUCGCUGCUGCUCCGCAGGAGAGCCCCCUCCCCGGGGCAGGGCAGGGGGCUGCAGCCAGCCUAGGAGCUGCUCUGCGCCAGAGGCAGCUGCUCUCACCUUACCCGGCUGGCAAGAGGGAGAGGUUUCCUUUCCAGAUUCAGUUUCACCGUGCUGGACAGGGAGCAGAGCUGGGUGGGAGCAGCCGUUUGGCCGCUCCCUGUGGCAGAGGGGCCAGGCCAGCCCUGCUGCCCCACGGUGGCUGCUGUUCCCCAGCGCAGGGACACCUCCAGCAGCUCACCUGCGCCUGGCUCCUCCUCUCUGUGCAGGUUACACGGGCUGAGCCCUGCCCUGGAGCCUGCCAGCCUCCCCCCAGCCCUGGGCAGCGCUCAGGGAUGGGAACAGCAGCAUGGCCACGCAGCCAGGGCAGUUUGCAUUCUGCACUCGGCUCCCUGCAGAUCUCACCUGCACGGACAGCAGGGGACACUCAGGCUCAGAGCCACGGCCUGUGCUGGAGCUAAACCUGAAGGCCUUGAGUUGCUGCCUGGCUGGGGCCGAGCCAGGCUCAGCUGGGAGAUCCUGCUGCUGCUGCUGGGCUUCCUGUACGUGCACAGCUCCUUCCCUUGGACAGCCCCCAGCUGCAGGGCCCGGCUCCAGCCUGCCUGCAGGCACCCGCCCUCCUCCUCCUCCUCCUCCUGCAACAGGACACCGUGUCACCGGGAGCAGCAGAACCCCUCUCUGCCCAGCCCUGAACAAAGCAUCUUCCUCCCUGGCCGUGGGCUGGGGCUGCGCUUUUCCCUUUCCCUUUCCCCAGCACAUUCUUCCCAUUCCAGCUGUGACAAGCUCUCACUUGACUCGCAGCUGACAGCACUCCCACUCAUGUGGGGCAGGGCUGCUGGCAGGUUCCUCUUCACACAGACCCAGCCCUCAGCAAAGGCUCCCAAUAAAACCCUUUAUUCCAGCAAUUUCCACUUCCUUCGGAUUUCUGAGGCAUGGUUGGAAGCCCAGAGCUCUUCCCAGAGCCCUCUGAGCAGAGCUACACAAGUCAAACACAGGAAGCAAACCAGCAGCUUCCCCAGCUCCCUGUGAGCACUGACUCAACGCACCGAGCUCUCCCUUCCCACCUGGAGCAGACUCAGGAGCAGCUGUUUCCCCUGCCCCUCUGUGUCCCAAUCUUUGUGCCAAUGUUUGUUUUUCCCUGCCACGUCUGGCUGAGGCUGUCCCUGCCCCGGGCAGAGGGGAGGAAUGCUCUGGUACCUGUCCCUGCUGCGCCGUAGGACAUUCCCACACGUCCUGGGAGCCUCUGAUUAGCAGCAGCAAGCUAAGGUGUUAAGGUCUUUGUGUCAGGCUGCAGCAGCAGGCACAACCCACUCAGCUGGAAAUGACUCACAAUCCUUAGGUAGGGCGGUGUUUAACCUGUAGC